Molecule: messenger RNA, 210 nt
Organism: Cladophialophora yegresii CBS 114405
Lineage: Eukaryota; Fungi; Ascomycota; Eurotiomycetes; Chaetothyriales; Herpotrichiellaceae
Product: 40S ribosomal protein S28
Exons: 3
Coding region: 1-210 (69 amino acids)
Biological process (GO): translation; maturation of SSU-rRNA; ribosomal small subunit assembly
Cellular component (GO): cytosolic small ribosomal subunit; ribosome
Molecular function (GO): structural constituent of ribosome
Source: RefSeq, a predicted model, not a curated record
AUGGAUGCGGCAGGCAAAGUUCCCGUCAAGCUCGUCAAAGUCACCAGAGUGCUCGGCCGAACAGGUUCGCGAGGUGGUGUAACGCAAGUCCGAGUCGAGUUUAUGGACGACACGAGCCGAAGCAUUAUCCGAAACGUCAAGGGACCAGUCAAAGUCGAUGACAUUCUAUGCUUGCUCGAGUCCGAGAGAGAAGCAAGGAGACUGAGAUAA